Cordyceps fumosorosea ARSEF 2679 is the source of this 711-nucleotide messenger RNA. RefSeq lists its product as hypothetical. Bases 1 to 711 code for a protein of 236 amino acids. The record is from RefSeq and is a predicted model, not a curated record. NCBI's taxonomy places the organism in Eukaryota, Fungi, Ascomycota, Sordariomycetes, Hypocreales, Cordycipitaceae. The transcript has 2 exons.
AUGUGUCCUCUUGCUUUGGAUCCUUUCUCUCGGCCGCUCAUUCAGAUUAAGACGGUAUUUGUUUACACAAAGCUGUCGCGGGGCGUUCUUCCACUCCCGCGCACCACCAGCUACGUGUCAGGCAGACUCACGGAGACUGGUCCGAGGGACAAAUUGUAUGGAUCGACGGAGGAAUACUCCCAAGUCAAAGCGGAAAUCGAUCCCGCUUUGGAGGCUUCUAUUCUUGACGGCCUCUUCAACGACAACACUAGGUUAGGAGGCAGACGUCUCUACAUGCCAUGCCAAGGUGGCCAAUGUCGGUGGCCCAAUUUCACCACCGCCGGGGUCUGCAACAAGUGCAACGACAUUACGUCAAAGCUCACUCGCUAUGAUAAUUGGGCUCUCUCAGCCCCUAUCGGAUCUCCUACGGGAACCUUCAUGUCGGCGUAUUUUCUGCCCAACGGUGCGUUUCUUGUUAAUCUGGAUGGUGAUUUCAAAGUCACAAACCCUAUCAAUAUCAUGAAUGACUACUUCGAGGUCAUUGGGAGUGGAUUGUCGUUCCAGAUGAUGGGCUUUGCUACAGGUGACCCGGCCAAGACCGCAUCCAUGAGAGAGCUCAAGACAUUGAUCUGGUCGCUGAGUGCGGUGCGGUUGAAUUGGCUUGCUCUUGCAGAAAAAGAGAGAAUCCAAUUACACUCUCUCUUGGCCAAACAUUCCGGUCAUUGCCACUGA